This is a messenger RNA of Dipodomys ordii (Ord's kangaroo rat), 1506 nucleotides long. It is a transcript of the gene Enpp6, whose product is annotated as ectonucleotide pyrophosphatase/phosphodiesterase 6. NCBI's taxonomy places the organism in Eukaryota, Metazoa, Chordata, Mammalia, Rodentia, Heteromyidae. The transcript is spliced from 8 exons. The coding region runs from base 82 to 1404 and encodes 440 amino acids. The record is from RefSeq and is a predicted model, not a curated record.
AGAAUAGCUACAGAUUGUCCAUCCUCAGUCUGUGGAAGGGGCCAGCUGUGCCAGCUGGGUUGUGCCAGGCUCCUGGCAAGCAUGGAAGUAAAGCUUGGGACUGUCUUGCUGGUCUUGUGGCUCAGCCUGGCUCAGCCAGCUUUUGCCCGCAGGAAGCUCCUAGUGUUUCUACUGGAUGGUUUUCGCUCAGACUAUAUCAGUGAUGAGGCCCUGGAAUCCUUGCCUGGCUUCAAAGAGAUCGUGAGCCGGGGAGUAAAAGUGGAUUACUUGACGCCCGACUUUCCUAGUCUCUCCUACCCCAAUUACUACACCUUAAUGACUGGCCGCCAUUGUGAAGUUCAUCAGAUGAUCGGGAAUUACAUGUGGGAUCCCAGCACCAACAAGUCAUUUGAUAUUGGUGUCAAUAGAGACAGUCUGAUGCCUCUCUGGUGGAAUGGCUCAGAACCUCUGUGGAUCACUUUGACCAAGGCCAGAAGGAAGGUCUACAUGUACUACUGGCCAGGCUGUGAGGUUGAGAUUCUCGGGGUCAGACCUAAAUACUGUUUGGAAUAUAAAAAUGUCCCAACGGAUAUCAACUUUGCCAAUGCUGUCAGUGAUGCUCUAGACUCGCUCAGGAGUGGCCGCGCAGACCUAGCGGCCAUAUACCACGAGCGCAUUGAUGUGGAAGGCCACCACUACGGCCCUUCGUCACCGCAGAGAAAGGAUGCCCUCAAGGCUGUGGAUACUGUCCUCAAGUACAUGACCCAGUGGAUCCAGGAGCGGGGCCUACAGGACCUCCUGAAUGUCGUCAUUUUCUCAGAUCAUGGGAUGACGGACAUCUUCUGGAUGGACAAAGUGAUUGAGCUGAGCAAGUACAUCAGCCUGGAUGACCUACAGCAAAUGAAGGACCGAGGGCCAGUCGUGAGUUUGUGGCCAGCCCCUGGAAAGCACUCUGAGAUCUAUAACAAACUCCGCACUGUGGAACACAUGACGGUCUACAAGAAAGAAGCCAUACCCAGCAGGUUCUAUUAUAAGAAAGGGAAAUUUGUCUCCCCUUUGACUUUAGUGGCCGACAAAGGAUGGUUCAUAACUGAGAAUCGGGAGAUGCUUCCAUUUUGGAUGAACAGCACUGGCAAGCGGGAAGGCUGGCAGCGUGGAUGGCAUGGAUAUGACAACGAGCUCAUGGACAUGAGGGGCAUCUUCCUGGCCUUUGGACCUGAUUUCAAAUCCAACUUCAGGGCUGCUCCAAUCAGAUCUGUGGAUGUCUACAAUGUCAUGUGCAAUGUGACAGGCAUCACCCCACUGCCCAACAAUGGGUCCUGGUCCAGGGUGGUAUGCAUGCUGAAGGGCCAGGUUAACUCAUCAACAUCUCUCCAGCUGAGCAGCUGUGCACUGGCCUUGAUGCUCUUCUUAUUGUUUGUAUAACUGAUCAUACUGUGUGUCCCAAAACUUUGUCAGCAGAGUGUGCUUCAAAGGAGAACCAUAGUCUGUGUGAAUAAUAGCUUCCUUAACACAAUCAGGGCCAUG